Anneissia japonica is the source of this 3197-nucleotide messenger RNA. Its product is annotated as ornithine decarboxylase-like. NCBI's taxonomy places the organism in Eukaryota, Metazoa, Echinodermata, Crinoidea, Comatulida, Comatulidae. Gene Ontology annotation, cellular component: cytoplasm. The record is from RefSeq and is a predicted model, not a curated record. Bases 371 to 1816 code for a protein of 481 amino acids. Gene Ontology annotation, molecular function: ornithine decarboxylase activity. The transcript has 13 exons.
AUCCCACCAUGAAAUUCUUUCAACGCAACCCGCCACAGAACUGAGAGCGUUAUUGAUAUCCUUCAUGAAAACUAUUAAUUUUUACUGGUUUGUCGUGCUUUAAAACCGCCAAAAUUCCGCCGAAAAGCCAAAGUCGGUUAUUAUCUGCUGAAAUUUCAGCCCAGGGUGGGCACUGUAACAUCUAUUGGACUGUAGAACCCGAAGGCGCAACUGGUGUUUUGGACAUCAAUUUUGAACCCGAGUGGGACCCUAGCUGAUAUUUGCUAAAGGAUCAAAUUUUCCACUUUGCAGUGCUUCUGCGAAUUAGCUAGUAGGCCCUUUUAUCUGUUAUCUGUGGACAUUUGUGCUUUAGUGUUUUCUAAGUGUAAUAAUGGAUCUAAUCACUGCAUCUUUCUCCAUCAAGACUCAUGAUAGUCAAAAAACUAUACGCAAAAUAGUGGAUGAAAAGGUUCAUGAUCAUGAGGAUAGAGAGGAUCAAGACGAUCCUUUCUUCAUUUCUGACUUGGGUGACAUUGUUCAGAAACACAGUCGAUGGAAGACCCUGCUUCCACGUGUCGAGCCGCAUUAUGCUGUGAAGUGUAACCCUGAUCCUGCCGUAUUGACCACCCUCGCUGCUCUUGGAACUGGAUUUGACUGUGCAAGCAAGGCUGAGAUUCAGACAAUGCUGGAGUUAAGUGUGUCACCGUCUCGCAUCAUCUUUGCCAACCCUUGCAAGCAGAAAUCACAUUUAAAGUAUGCAUGCGACACCAACGUGUCCCUUAUGACUUUUGACAAUGAAGACGAGCUGUACAAGGUCAAAAGAUUGUAUCCAGGUGCAAGACUUGUUCUUCGCAUACUGACUGAUGACACUACAGCCCAGUGCCAGCUGGGUCUGAAGUAUGGCUGUCACCCAAAGCAUGCCCGCUACCUGCUCCAGGUCGCAAAGCAGCUUGACCUCAAUGUCGUAGGUGUAAGCUUUCACGUGGGCAGUGGUUGUCGCGAAUCUAGUGCCUACACAAAAGCUAUAGCAUCUUCUCAUGAUGUAUUUGAAGCAGCACACUACAUUGGCUACCAUAUGGACUUGUUGGAUAUAGGGGGCGGUUUCCCUGGUCAGCCGAGUGCUCCUAUUGCUUUUGAAGAGUUUGCAGAAGUGAUUAACCGUGCCUUGGAUGAGUACUUUCCUGUGAGUUGUGGAGUUCGUGUGAUUGCUGAGCCAGGCCGAUAUUUUGUUGCAUCUGCUUUUACCCUUGCAGUGAAUGUCACAGCUAAGCGUGUUGUAGCCAGAGACAUCAAAACAUUUGAGGUGCCAGAAUCCAAAGAUCUGGUCUCCAACACUGUUGCCCCAACCAAAUGUGAAGAGCCAGCUUACAUGUACUAUGUGAAUGAUGGUGUGUACGGGUCGUUUAACUGUCUCCUCUAUGACCAUGCCUCUGUUGAGCCAACCAUAAUGACCGAUCAUUCUGGAGAGAUGGAGUACUCUACGAGUAUCUGGGGUCCAUCUUGCGAUGGGCUGGACAGAAUUAUUGAGCAUACUACCAUGCCAGAGCUUGAGGUUGGCGAGUGGAUCUUAUUCAAAGAUAUGGGAGCAUACACGAUGUGUGCUGGUUCAGAGUUCAAUGGUUUCAAGCGACCUGUGGUUUAUUAUGUCCUUCCUAAUAACCUGAGGGUACCAAUGCAUCAGAUGCUGCAACAGGAAAACAAGGAAUUCAAAAUAAGUACAAGCAACACCAAGUGUACCAAUUACCGUGGGUACUUCAUAGAGGAUGCUGUUGGUUUUGCUUUUGAAGAUGCUGACCUCUUCUCCCACCAUCCUCCAUCUAUUGAUAUUAGGGCCUGACAGCUGAUCACAAAUUUUUGUCGAAACACAAGUAUUAAAUUUUUUCUGUAAUGUUUUUUUUUCUCUUGUAUAUAGAAAAAAUAUGUGAUUUUAAGUGAUUUAGUCGUACCCUGGGGAGAUAUAUUUAUUUAUAGCAUUCCACCGACAAAUUUAAUUCAUGCAUAGAACGAUUUGAAUAACUACAAACAUUUUCAGAUUUGAAAAUAUUGAAAAUUACUGGCAUCAUAGUUUAACAUUUAGUAGAUAUUUGAUUUUCUCUUUAUUAGGAAUUUUGUUAGCUCAGCAGUCUUAAAAAGAUUUUGUUAGGUUAACAAUAUUGUUAAUAUAAAAUAUAUUUUCCAAAGAAUGUGUGAAAUUAUUAGUAUUUUCUUGCAUAGACUCUGUAUUGUAAAUGGUUUUUCUAGAAAGCAUUUGGAUAGCUGAAAUUUACUGUCACGGCAGUUGCACAUACCACCAUGCUUUGAUAAUAGGCUUAAGUUAAGGGGGACUAUAAAUUAGCCAUUCUAAUAGAGAACAAUGAUUAAUAAUUAGGAGCUCACAAUGUAACAAAAUUUAAAUGUGAGGAGAAAAUGGUGCAAAAACUACAAUCGAAAUAAAUUAAUACUAGUCAACUGCCUGAAAUAUAUUAGUACUGCAAAUAAUAACACUUUUAAUAUAUAUAUAUAUAAAAUAAUUGAAAUUAUUAAAUGGUAAGCGAAUGUCAAAUUACAUGAAUACACAUGUUUAAAAUAAUAAGCAGUGGAUGAUGCAUCAAGCAAUAAGCAAAUGGUACAACAUAUAUUGAGUUUUCCUGAAUAUUUAUUUGAAAUACAUUGUAAACAGUUCACUUGAUAAUGGAAUAUGAUCUUUAUCUUGCAUUUAAAAAAUAAUGUUCUGAUGAAUUUAUAAUUUUGUUGGAUGGUAAAUGAUGGGAGAUUUUAUUUGCAUAGCUGUGUGUGUAUACAGGAGGCUAUUAAGAAAUUAAAAAAUAUUUGUACUGUAUUAGGUAAAUUACUGUAAUAGGCAAUUAACCUUGAGGUAAUGGCAAAAACAUAUUUUUGGAUUUAAGAAUUCUUUUCAAAAAACAGAAAGAGUUCAUUCCAUGUGGGUUUAGUUUUUUUGGUUUUAUUAAAUUUUACGGUAACAAAGUAAAUAUCACCGGUGGUUAAAUAUGGUGAUGAUUGACAAUAUUUGUGGUUUUCAGUGUAGCACCAUUGUGAUUUAAUUUUCAACCGGUAGUAACUGACAUUGCUGCUAACUUUGUCUUGUACAGUAUUAUUGUUUGGUAAUUGGCAUAUCAAAGGAAUACAAUGUCUGACCAAUCAUAUAUCAUUCAGAAAGUUAUAAGUGUCGUUAAAAUGCAGCUUGUGAUAUAAUUAAAAGUGAUCUAAUCAAAUUGCUA